AUGAGUUCCGGCUGCAAGUCUUCUUUGAGUUGUAUCGACGCCCAUGCACCGGUGAGAGCGACGUACGUGAACCUCUACAAGUGGCCAGAAUCUGAUGCGGAGUUCGUGAAGUCAGUUACCAGUGGAAGAAGAGGAACAAUCCUCGAUGGCAGUGCUAAAGGCAUCAACCUCGAUGGAAGGAGGAAGUGGAGUGCAGAGCCGGCAGUGGUCGACGGUUUCUCAUGCAGACAGAUUUAUCUCAGGAGUUACACUUUCUCCAAAAAGGAGACCGUUCCCGAGAAGACACUGCGUUGCCUUGGACGAGCCAAGGAGAGAGCUGCUGCGUUUCCUUUCCUCCAACCGAAGAGCGAGCACACUGCAAGUGGUGUAACCGGUGGCUCCGCUAGUAAGAAACAGAUCAAAACAACUAAAAGGACUAGGAAGAAAAAGAAGAAAGCUUGCGUUACAGCAAGCAAGUUAAGAGAGGUCUCCUACGCAACACUUUACUUCAUCUUCCGUCGUCUCCUUUCUUGCACUGCUAGCGUCGAUGCGGUGGAUCGAGGGAGAGAGACAUCCCAGAAAUGA
Molecule: messenger RNA, 564 nt
Organism: Zingiber officinale
Lineage: Eukaryota; Viridiplantae; Streptophyta; Magnoliopsida; Zingiberales; Zingiberaceae
Exons: 1
Coding region: 1-564 (187 amino acids)
Source: RefSeq, a predicted model, not a curated record